ACUAACCAUGCCGUGGCUAGUUAAAUGACGGGGACGGGGUCACGCCUUCGUUGCGUGCCUCCACCUCCCCCCCUCGGCGCCCCCAACGACAUGUUGUUACCGUGGCUGUGGCAGCCGGCCGGUCUCCUUCUCCAUCCAUAUGUACUGGCAGCAUCGUAUCACCUUUUUUUCUGCAGCGGUGAUCUCAUCUAGGCGUCGGUCAGAGCUCUCUCGAGCUCGCCAGCGGUGGUUGGUCGUCGUCGUCGUCGUCGUCGAUGGGGAGGCCGCCGUGCUGCGACAAGGCGAACGUGAAGAAGGGGCCGUGGACGCCGGAGGAGGACGCCAAGCUGCUGGCCUACACCUCCACCCAUGGCACCGGCAACUGGACCAACGUGCCCCAACGAGCAGGGCUCAAGAGGUGCGGCAAGAGCUGCAGGCUGAGGUACACCAACUACCUGCGUCCCAACCUGAAGCACGAGAACUUCACCCAGGAGGAGGAAGACCUCAUCGUCACCCUCCACGCCAUGCUCGGAAGCAGGUGGUCUCUGAUCGCGAACCAGCUGCCGGGAAGGACGGACAACGACGUGAAGAACUACUGGAACACGAAGCUGAGCAAGAAGCUGCGGCAGCGCGGGAUCGACCCCCUCACCCACCGCCCCAUCGCCGACCUCAUGCACAGCAUCGGCGCGCUGGCCAUCCGCCCGCCGCAGCCGGCGACCUCCCCUAACGGCUCCGCCGCCUACCUUCCUGCGCCGGCGCUCCCGCUCGUCCACGACGUCGCGUACCACGCCGCCGGAAUGCUGCCGCCGACGCCGGCGCCGCCCCGGCAGGUCGUCAUCGCGCGCGUGGAAGCGGACGCGCCCGCGUCGCCGACGGAGCACGGGCACGAGCUCAAGUGGAGCGACUUCCUCGCCGACGACGCCGCCGCCGCGGCGGCGGCCGCGGCCGAGGCGCAGCAGCAGCUGGCCGUUGUUGGGCAGUACCACCACGAGGCCAACGCCGGGAGCAGCAGCGCUGCGGCCGGCGGUAACGACGGUUGUGGCAUUGCCGUCGGCGGCGACGACGGCGCAGCGGCGUUCAUCGACGCCAUCCUGGACUGCGACAAGGAGACGGGGGUGGACCAGCUCAUCGCCGAGCUGCUGGCCGACCCGGCCUACUACGCGGGCUCCUCCUCCUCCUCCUCCUCCUCGUCCGGGAUGGGCUGGGCCGGCAUGGGCCUGCUGAACGCUGAUUAAUUAACUCAAGACUGCUUUAGUGUUUGCUAUACGUACUUACCAUCAAUUAGUAUGAUGGUCAAACCUUCCAACCGGAUCCAUUCAUAUGCUUGCACAACUCUGGGAGUCUGGGUGUUUUCGGAUUACAAAUUGUACGGAUAAUUGACGCCAUUUGUGCGUGUGUGUCUCAUUCAUUUUCC
Zea mays is the source of this 1393-nucleotide messenger RNA. RefSeq lists its product as uncharacterized. The record is from RefSeq and is marked validated. NCBI's taxonomy places the organism in Eukaryota, Viridiplantae, Streptophyta, Magnoliopsida, Poales, Poaceae. The coding region runs from base 255 to 1214 and encodes 319 amino acids. The transcript is spliced from 3 exons.